Ylistrum balloti is the source of this 1014-nucleotide messenger RNA. RefSeq lists its product as uncharacterized. The record is from RefSeq and is a predicted model, not a curated record. Bases 1 to 1014 code for a protein of 337 amino acids. The transcript is spliced from 6 exons. Lineage: Eukaryota; Metazoa; Mollusca; Bivalvia; Pectinida; Pectinidae.
AUGGAUACUUUAUCGGGGGAGGCGUCCGUCAUUCAACAGGCUAUUGAAGACGACUCCGUGACAGAGAUAAUUCACACAUUUAAUACUACUAGUGUGUCAGAGGACAUGAGUAUACCAAACCUUACACAGGAUAGUCUAAAAGAACUUCUGUCAAACAGGACGUUGUCGAUAUCAAAUUUUACCGGAAGUACUACAAUAACAAACUUGUCGGACACGGUGAGAACACUUCCGGUUUUAGAUAGACCUGAUGGUUCCUUAUCGAUCCAGGAUCAGGUGAUUAUGGGAGCAGCAAUUACGGUUGGCUUCCUGGCAGUUUUGGCCAUAGUUCUUAGGUUCACAAUGCCGAUCUUUAGGGUCCGACUCAAAGCGAAAAAACAAAACACAGAAAUCCAGACACAGGACCUUUAUGACGAGAAGCCAAUGGACGGAAGUGCAUAUGUUCCAUACACACUAUCUAUGGAUUCAGACCAAUCACAGUCAUCGUCACAGUCUGACCAAUCACAAUCCUCGACACAGUCUGACUGGUCAGAAACCUCCAGUAACCACACCAAAAGUACAUACUAUUCAUCAGAUAGUAACCAGGUGGCGCUGUGGAAGGAAGCCUCGUUUGGGAAUUUAAUGGGAUCUACGUUGUCGUUACCUGUAUGUCUACCCGGCGAAAGUGGUAGCCUUUCUCGAUCACAUUCCACAGAAGGCCUCAACGCAAGCCUUAUGACAGCAUUGUCUCGAAAAACGUUUAUUGACUAUGACGGAAAUAAUAUCCUGAAAUCGGGUCCUCACACAGAACAGGGUUCGGAUAUUUUCGACGAGAGAGCGUCCACUCAGUCUCUAAAGUCUAUCUACACUAACGGAUCGGUAUCAGACGGGCGGUCAGACGGACUCCUGGACAGACGAUCGGACGGACUGCCGGACAGACGUGUAACCGAACUCAACCCUUUAUUUAAGCAAUGCUACAACAACAAAUAUAAAGCAAAUAUUACUGGUUCAAAGUCAACCCAAGAGAAUUGUCUGUAG